Messenger RNA from Drosophila yakuba, 673 nucleotides. It is a transcript of the gene Trs31, whose product is annotated as trafficking protein particle complex subunit 5. NCBI's taxonomy places the organism in Eukaryota, Metazoa, Arthropoda, Insecta, Diptera, Drosophilidae. The record is from RefSeq and is a predicted model, not a curated record. The coding region runs from base 72 to 656 and encodes 194 amino acids. Gene Ontology annotation, biological process: endoplasmic reticulum to Golgi vesicle-mediated transport. The transcript has 3 exons. Gene Ontology annotation, cellular component: TRAPPI protein complex; TRAPPII protein complex; TRAPPIII protein complex.
UUUCGGGCACAAAAAGCGACGUGCACACUUCGCUUUGUUUUGGAAAAUAAUUAGAUAUAUUUAUAUGAAAAAUGGAAAAACUGGAGGCUCUAAAAAUAUCCUCAAUGCGUCCGCGGAGCAACAUCCUGGACAGACCCCUAUCCAAGGGCAAAACGGAGGUAUCCCAGAGCAUAGUGGCGUUGCUCUUCAGCGAAAUCGUUCAGUACUCGCAGAGUAGAGUGUUUACUGUGCCAGAAUUGCAAACAAGACUCCAUGAUUUGGGUCAAGAUGUGGGCACACGGAUAAUCGACCUGUAUUUCGUGAGGGAGCGCAGUUCCAAGAGGGAAACGAAAUUAACCCAAAUGCUGCUCUUUGUUAAGACUACAGUGUGGAAAAAUCUAUUUGGCAAGGAGGCGGAAAAGCUGGAACAUGCCAACGACGAUGAAAGGACAUACUACAUCAUUGAAAAGGAACCUCUGGUCAACACUUUCAUAAGUGUGCCAAAGGAUAAGGGCUCUCUCAACUGCGCCAAUUUCACGGCUGGCAUUGUGGAAGCUGUGCUCACGAAUUGCGGAUUUCCCUGCAAAGUGACAGCCCACUGGCACAAGGGCACCACGUACAUGGUGAAGUUCGAGGACUUUGUCAUCGCCCGCGACAAGCAGAUGGAGGAGAAAUAAAUGGCAUAGCUUCAUUA